AUCCGCCACUGACACUAUUUUAUUCAUAUUGCAUGUAAAUCGAGUCUUUGUCAUUAUAUAUUACAGGGACCUCUAUUCAACAGAUAUGAUUGUAAAUAAUGGCUUCACCACAUAACCUCAACAAACUACACAAUGAAACACUCAUGGACCCCAGCUGCCUGUUGCCCACCAAGAAGCGCAAAGAUUCUCAAUGAAGUUACAGAAGAACUAAUUCGCAAAAGAUCAGAACACAAUGAAGGGGAAAUAUCCACUUUAGAAGAGAUAAGCCUACAUCAAGAAGACAUUGAGAAGAUUGAACACAUUCAGAAUUGGUGCCGAAAUCUUCAGAUACUUCUUCUGCAGUCAAACUUAAUUGCUCGAAUUGAAAAUCUUUCAAAACUGAAAAAGCUUGAAUACUUGAAUUUGGCACUGAAUAACAUAGAGCUAAUAGAAAAUCUUGAGGCAUGUGAAUCAUUGCAGAAACUGGAUUUGACUUUAAAUUUUAUUGGACAGCUUCAAACAGUUGAGUCUCUGAAGAAUAAUAUUCAUUUACAUACUCUGUAUCUGACAGGGAAUCCCUGUACUGACUACAAGGGCUAUCGCCAGUUUGUUGUAGCAUCUUUACCACAGCUCAGACAGCUUGAUGGGACUGACAUUGAAAGAUCAGAAAGAAUUUUAGCAGUCCAGAUUUACAAAAAUGUGAAAAAAUCUAUAGAACUGGAUCAAAAACUAUACCAAGAAAAAAGAGAGAAGCAGAAGCAAGAUAAUGAGCUGAAAGCAAAAGAUCAUCAGUGGUCUCAACCUGAAUGUUAUGAAGAUCCAGAGAAGGUCAAACAAUUUUGGUCAGAAACCUGUGAUCACAGCCCUGAAACUAGAGUCCAUUUGGCAUUAGAAGCGAGAAAGAGCAACAACAACAAGGAUUUGAGUAAUAAUGAUUUUAAAAAUGAGCCAGCAUGUGUUAAUCUCUUUGACAAAGAGGGGAAACCACGUAAUGUGAAUGAAGCCAAGGUUCCAUUUACACUCAAAGAGGAAGAUGGAUGUUACAUAUUAGACAUUACUGUCUUCAGAUAUUUGGACACAGCACUCAUAGAUGUUGAUAUUCAGCCACAGUACGUUACGGUGUUAAUCAAAGGGAAAACAUUGCAGCUAACGUUGCUUAAUGAAGUAGAGAUUAAUAAUUCAACAGCCAAGCGGUCACAAGCAACUGGUCAUUUAAUCAUUACAAUGCCUCAGGUAAAUGGUAUGAUUAUGUCAAAGAAGAAGCAACUGAAUAAAAAGAACAGCACUGAAACUACUCUGUCACUUACUCAAAACAGCAAAAGAGAACUCCUUGAAAUUGGACCUCCUCCACCACUGGAUUUUGCCAAUAUUGUAAAUAUCAAAGAAAUAAAAACGUCACUGUUGGAUACUACAUGUUAUUCUUCAAGAUUCACACUGCAAGAAAAAAAACCACAAGAAGAUUACAUUGAAGAUCCUGAUGUACCGCCUCUAGAAUAAAACAUCUUGGCUACUGCUGUUAUGUAGAAGAAAAAAAAUUAUGUACAUGUUUAAGUAUUGUUUCCAUACAUGUUCAGAGAGAAAUGUAUAGCUAUUUCAGUAGACAAAUAUUUUGGAAAUUUAUAUAUGCACAAUUUCUCUCAACUUUCAUAUGUUGUAUUUCUUGUUAUAAUAUAUGGAAUCUGUUCAUUUCUUCACACAGUAGAACCUAAAUUAACUGUCACUUUUGGGACCAGGAGGUGGUCGAAACACUAACAAGGUCAUAUAAUCAUGAGAAUGAAAGAAGCUGUUUACAGAGCUUAAAACUAUGUAAUAAAAGAGA
Messenger RNA from Schistocerca americana (American grasshopper), 1798 nucleotides. It is a transcript of the gene tilB, whose product is annotated as dynein axonemal assembly factor 11. Bases 133 to 1476 code for a protein of 447 amino acids. The record is from RefSeq and is a predicted model, not a curated record. The transcript has 10 exons. Gene Ontology annotation, molecular function: protein binding. NCBI's taxonomy places the organism in Eukaryota, Metazoa, Arthropoda, Insecta, Orthoptera, Acrididae. Gene Ontology annotation, biological process: outer dynein arm assembly. Gene Ontology annotation, cellular component: cytoplasm.